Messenger RNA from Mesorhabditis belari, 2127 nucleotides. The record is from the annotation of a GenBank genome assembly. Lineage: Eukaryota; Metazoa; Nematoda; Chromadorea; Rhabditida; Rhabditidae.
AUGAAAACGACCAAAGAUCGAUCAAUGUCAAAACGCCAAAAUAGCUCGUCACAUGUAACAACAAAGAUAAAGAGCAGAAAUCAGAGGACGACGAAAAAAGCAACACCUUCUUCCGUAUCGGAACAUGACCAACUUGUCACUAAAGCUGACGGCAAUUUUAAUGUAUUCGCGGGAGCAGAUGCGGCACAAUACAUGGAGGAAUGUAUUCGGCAAAAGAAAUUUGCCUUCUUUCAAUCGGACAACGGACGACCAGCCGAAUUAUAUCGAACUGAUUUAAUUCAUCGAUGUCUUCGAGGGGAGGGCGAAUUUAAGUUUAUUGAUACUCCCGAUGACCGAUCUGGGACAGUGAAAAAGCUUCGAAUUGUAGAUAGAUGGAGAGAACAAUGGUCAACGUGUAUUCAAGUGCUCGUUGAUCCAGAAAAUCUCCAAGAAUAUCCAGUCAAGCCAAGAGAAGUAGUGAUUGAAAGAAAGUUGUGGAAACAACCUAAGAAAUUGAUCGGAUAUCGGAGUAAAAAGAAAACAAAGAGAUACGUGGACGACGCCUCACAUGAGAUCAUUGAUAAAAAGGGGCUUCAAGUUUAUCAAGGGGAUUUGUUGGACCAACUAUGGGUUGACAAAUACAAUGAAACACAUCCAAACGAAAAUCUUUGUAUCAAUAAAUUAAUCGAUGUCCUCAAUUAUUUAGAAAUCGAGUGCCACCAAAAUUUACAUCUUGCAUUGAUUGAACUCUUGAAUGAUCAAGUUUCUCAAAACUCAGUUGAUGAAGAUGCCGCCUGUGACAUAUGCAGAACGAAAGAAUGUGAGCAAGACGAUGAGAUGAUCUUUUGUGAUGGAUGCAAUAUGUGUGUACAUCUAAGCUGUUAUGGUUUACAAGAUGUUCCUGCUGAUGAUUGGUUAUGCAGCACGUGUGAAUUGUGCCUUGGUCGUCAGCCACCUUGUGUUUUAUGUCCGGUGAUUGGAGGAGCGAUGAAAAGGACUGAUAUUGGAACUUGGGCACAUAUUGUUUGCGCAUUGUUUCAUCCAGAAUGCAGAUUUGGCGAUCCCACAUUGAGAGAACCGGUGUGCAAAAUCAACGACAUACUUAGCGAACGAUGGGGCAUGAAAUGCUCGAUUUGUGAUACUCGUCAAGGCGCUUGCAUUCAAUGUUCGGUGAAAACAUGUACUACCGCGUUUCAUGUGGCUUGUUGUCAGAGAAGUGGAUGUGAAUUUCGAAUUGAGCAGGAACCUCUUGAAGAUUCGGUAAAGUUCAUAACCCUUUGCCAAAAACACAGUCAUCAAGAAGCGUUGGCCAAUGAUCAAAUGGCAGGAGAAAUUAGUAGAAUUGAAGGUAAAACAAAACCGAUCGAUAUUUCAAAAAACACCAAAUCGCAUGAAAUGGCAUUACUGGAAAAACAUUUCUUUGAUUAUGCAACUUUUGAGAAGUUGGCAAGAAGUUUUGGAGACGGAAUUGGUUACUUAAAGGAUUUGUACGAUUAUUGGGUGAUAAAACGAAUUUCACUAGCUGGAUCAUCUCUGAUUCGCUCUCCCGACGAAGUGAUUGAAACUAGCAAUGAAUCAUCCACAGUAGAAGGUGCCGCAAAUUUGCCCUCUUUUGGCUCUGGGUUGUCUCGUUGGGCAUAUGGCACAGGACGAAUUUUCAAAGAGCUUGAUAUGUUUCGAAACUGCUGUUUCAUGCAAGUUAAGCGAGAAAAAACAAAGGCAAUGCUUGCGCAGGUUGAAUCGCAGAUUAUUUCUGAGGUACUCGAAGUUCUGGGUGCAAGGUAUUCACCGACUCAUCGAAUUUUGAGCUCAAGAACUUCUCAGCAACUAAAAAUGCACAUGCAGAAAUUAAUCGGCUCUGAAGAUCAAACUGCUCCAAAUUCUCCAUGUAAAAAAUUAAACGAUCUAAUCAGUGAACAAGUAAAAUCUCGUAACAAAUUGUGCCGAAAGAGGUCUUCAAAUGAAGAAAGGGCGUCUUCUGGUGAUUCUUCCAAGGAGCAAAUUGAAUAUCAUAUGCACGUAAAGCGAAAGAAUUUGGCAAAUGAGAAAGAAGUUUGUGACGUUGAAAUAAAAAAGCGGCACUCUCAAGGGAUCGACAGUGUAGCCACGCCAAAACGCUUACGAGAACGCAAUCAUCAUCUCAAAAAC